AUGAAAAAUACAUUUAGUAAAUUUAAGAAUAAUGUUGUAAAUGCAUUUUCAAAUGGACCUAAAACAACAGAUACAAACUUUGAAACUGCAAGAAGAGAGUUUACUGCAUUCUCUGAAGCAACAAACAAUACCUAUCAAUCACUUGUCAAACAUGAUAAAAAUUUAAAGAAAACAUUUAUUGAUCCAAGUAGUUUAAACAAGAAUAUACAAAAAUACUUUGUAUCUGAUCAUCCAUUAUGUAUUUAUACUACAGAAGUAUUGAAACAAGUAGAAUUUUCAUUUAAUGAUUGGGUAGAGAGUCAAAAGACCAAUUACGACCUCUUACAACAAUAUGUUGCACGUAUAAAGUUUAUUCGUGAAUCGAUUUUGGAUCGUGAUGGUGUCGUGGGAGAGUUGGAUAGAUCGGCUGGUAAGAUCAAGGAUCUACAGGCCAAGCCAUCCAAAGACCCACACAAACUACCAAAUGAACAAAACUUUUACAAUGCCAAAAAGGAGCAAUACGACGUGCUAAACUAUAAGCUCUUGUCGGAUAUUUCACAAUUCUUUGAGGACAAGCAGAGCCAAUUUGACCGUCCACUCCAAAACAUCAUCCUAUCACUUGGAUACCUCUUUACCAGUAUCUCUACCAACCACUCGAAACAUACUGCUCUCCUUGAAAAGAAUCCACCUUACUUUAACCCUGUCAAGGAUCUAGUAGGUGUAGCUCCAACUUCCUAUACAACUCAAGAAUCAAUUGGUAAAUCAUUUGAUAAUCCUCCACCACCACUUUCACUUAGAAAGUCUUCUUCUCCUCCUAUUCCAAAUGGUGCAAACAAUAAUCAACAACAAUAUAAUGGUAAUGGUCAUGACUCUUAUCAACCACCUCAACCAGCUUAUCAACCACCUCAACAACAAACAUAUCAACCACCACAACCAUCCUAUCAACCUCCACAACCAUCAUAUCAACCACCUCAACAAGCUGCACCACCACCAAGACCAGUUUCAGUACAAUAUCAACCACCACAAGCUGCUCCACCAAGACCAGCUCCACACCAACCAUCCUAUCAACCACCACAACAAGCAGCUCCACCAAGACCAGCACCUCCACAACCAUCACAUCAAGCAGGACCACCUCCACCACGCCCAUCAGCACCAGGUGUAUACCCAGGCCCAGGAGUAUAUAAACUUCCAGCUCAACAAGAUCAACAAGGACCACCCCCCCCACGUCCAACUGGAGGUCGCCCACAAUUACCAUCUGCUCCAACCACACAAUACCAACCACCCAGUCAAUACCAACCACCAACCCAAUAUCAACCACCAAGUCAAUACCAACCACCAACUCAAUAUCAACCACCUCAACAACAACAACAACAACAACAACAUCAACAAUAUCAACCACCACAAUACAACCCACAACAAUCAUAUGAUUCAGAUUUUGUAAAUGAACAAGCCAAUGGAUACGCAACUUCAGUGGUGACCAAUCCAGAAUAUCAAAGAGCUGCUGGUAAUGCCGCUGCCAACAAGGCCAACGAUCCAAGAGUUCAAGGUCAAGUUGGUGGUCAAAUUGCCAACAAUACCAGUAAUCCUUAUCUAAAGUCUGCUGCUUCCAACUCCAAGGUUCAAGGUGCAGCUGGUAAAGGUUUUGGUUUUGCUGCUCGUAAUGAAACUGUUCAAAAUGCUGCUGGUAAUGCUGCUGCAAAUCAAAUUAAUAAUCGUCAAUAUUAA
Cavenderia fasciculata is the source of this 1704-nucleotide messenger RNA. RefSeq lists its product as uncharacterized. Lineage: Eukaryota; Evosea; Eumycetozoa; Acytosteliales; Cavenderiaceae. The record is from RefSeq and is a predicted model, not a curated record. The transcript is spliced from 3 exons. The coding region runs from base 1 to 1704 and encodes 567 amino acids.